Molecule: messenger RNA, 15318 nt
Organism: Protopterus annectens (West African lungfish)
Lineage: Eukaryota; Metazoa; Chordata; Ceratodontiformes; Protopteridae
Gene: HERC1
Product: HECT and RLD domain containing E3 ubiquitin protein ligase family member 1
Exons: 78
Coding region: 201-14807 (4868 amino acids)
Molecular function (GO): ubiquitin-protein transferase activity; protein binding
Source: RefSeq, a predicted model, not a curated record
AAUCUUCACUGACGGCGCAUGAAUGUGCUUAGUGGGAAUAGAAACUGAAGUAUUGAUUGCGACCGGUAUGUUUUGUGUUAUACCUGCCCAGGGCGUGGUUUGGGGCGCGGGAGCAGGACUGUUAACUGGGCAAAUACAGUUUGGUUAAAAGCAUCUUUGCUGAAGGGCUGUCAGGACUAAUGGCUGUAGAGUGACCAACCAUGGCUGUGAUGGUCCCUCCAGUGAAACUGAAGUGGUUGGAGCACCUCAACAGCUCAUGGAUUGCAGAAGACAGCGAGAAUGUUUCCACCAGAGAAGGAGUCGCCAUCUUGUAUGCCAAGCUGCUUGCCAAUAAAGAAGUAGUCCCCUUACCACAGCAGGUAUUGUGUCUGAAGGGGCCUCAGCUACCAGACUUUGAAAGGGAGUCAUUGUCUAGAGAUGAACAGGAGCACUACUUAGAUGCACUUCUCAGCAGCCAGCUGGCCCUGGCAAAGAUGGUGUGCUCUGACUCUCCAUUUGCUGCUGCACUCAGGAAACGCCUCCUUGUCUUGCAACGUAUUUUUUAUGCACUUUCCAGUAAGUACCAUGAUAAGGGCAAAGUUAAGCAGCAGCAACAUUCACCUGAAAGCAGUUCAGGAUCUACUGAUGUACAUUCAGUCAGUGAACGCCCUAGGUCGAGUACAGAUGCACUCAUAGAAAUGGGAAUCCGAACUGGUUUAAGUCUUUUAUUUGCACUACUCAGGCAGAGUUGGUUAAUGCCUACCACUGGACCAGGACUUAGCCUCUGCAAUGAUGUACUUCAUACAGCUAUAGAUGUUAUCAACUCUUUGCCACCCUUAUCUUUAGCAAAUGAAAGUAAAAUUCCUCCAAUGGGAUUAGACUGUUUAUCGCAGGUGACUACCUUUCUUAAAGGGAUGACCAUGCCUGGCUCUGGGGCAGAUACUCUAGGGCGUAGAUUGGCUUCAGAAUUGUUGCUUGGUCUUGCAGCUCAGCGAGGUUCUCUGAGAUAUCUUCUUGAGUGGAUUGAAAUGGCACUGGGUGCUUCAGCAGCAGUUAGUGUUGUGAACAAAAACAAAGUGCCACAGAACCAAGAGGGAAUGAUUGGCUAUGACUGUUUUAUGAACAUUUUAUUACAAAUGAGGCGUUCUUUGGGUUCAUCUGCUGAUAGAAGCCAAUGGAGAGAGCCUACCAGAACAGCUGACAACUUGUGUUCUUUGUAUGAGGCUGCACUGUGCCUUUUUGAAGAGGUUUGCCGCAUGGCUUCUGAUUAUUCUCGGACCUGUGCAAGUCCUGACAGUAUACAGACUGGUGACACCCCUUUGGUAACAGAAACAUGUGAAGUGUAUGUAUGGGGAAGCAACAGUAGCCACCAGCUUGUGGAGGGCACUCAAGAAAAACUUCUUCAACCCAAACUGGCUCCAAGUUUUGCUGAUGCACAGACAAUUGAAGCUGGACAGUACUGUACAUUUGUCAUUUCUGCUGAUGGGUCUGUCAGAGCCUGUGGGAAAGGAAGUUAUGGCAGACUUGGACUCGGAGACUCCAAUAAUCAGUCAACUUUGAAGAAAUUGACUUUUGAACCUCAUAGAGCCAUUAAAAAAGUGUCCUCUUCAAAAGGGUCUGAUGGUCAUACCCUAGCUUUUACUACAGAAGGUGAAGUGUUCAGCUGGGGUGAUGGUGACUAUGGAAAGCUUGGACAUGGAAACAGCUCAACACAGAAGUAUCCCAAACUGAUACAAGGCCCUCUUCAGGGAAAGGUGGUGGUGUGUGUGUCUGCUGGGUACCGACAUAGUGCUGCAGUGACUGAAGAUGGAGAGCUGUAUACAUGGGGGGAAGGGGACUUCGGAAGACUGGGUCAUGGGGACAGCAAUAGUCGCAACAUUCCUACUUUGGUGAAAGACAUCAGCAAUGUUGGAGAGGUGUCCUGUGGAAGCUCUCACACAAUAGCUUUGUCCAAAGAUGGAAGAACUGUGUGGUCCUUUGGAGGUGGAGAUAAUGGCAAAUUAGGCCAUGGUGAUACCAACAGAGUAUACAAACCAAAGGUUAUUGAAGCUCUUCAAGGAAUGUUUAUCAGGAAGGUGUGUGCUGGGAGCCAGUCUUCACUUUCCUUAACAUCAACAGGGCAGGUGUAUGCAUGGGGCUGUGGUGCUUGUUUGGGUUGUGGUUCUUCAGAGGCAACUGCUCUUAGACCCAAGAUGAUUGAAGAGUUAGCCACUACAAGAAUUGUGGAUAUUUCUAUUGGAGACAGCCAUUGUUUAUCUCUAUCUCAUGAUAACGAGGUCUAUGCUUGGGGUAAUAACUCCAUGGGUCAGUGUGGUCAGGGUAAUUCUACUGGUCCCAUUACUAAACCAAAGAAAGUGAGUGGCCUUGAUGGAGUAGCAGUGCAGCAGAUCUCAGCUGGAACUUCUCACAGCUUGGCUUGGACAGCACUUCCCAGAGACAGGCAAGUGGUUGCCUGGCACAGGCCAUAUUGUGUUGAUCUUGAAGAAAGUACAUUUUCUCAUCUGCGCUCCUUCCUGGAACGAUACUGUGAUGGAGUAAUCAAUGAGGACCCACCUCUCCCUUUUCCUUCAUCAAGAGAGCACCACAACUUUCUGAAAUUGUGUCUGAAGUUACUUUCCAACCAUCUAGCUUUGGCUUUGGCAGGGGGUGUAGCAACUAGCAUCCUUGGACGACAGGCCAGACCACUUCGAAACUUGCUUUUCAGACUGAUGGAUGCUUCUGUACCUGAUGAAAUCCAAGAGGCAGUUAUGGAGACUCUUUCUGUUGGGGCUACCAUGCUUUUACCCCCUUUGCGAGAAAGAAUGGAGUUGCUGCAUUCUCUUUUACCUCAGGGACCUGACAGGUGGGAGAGCCUGUCAAAAGGACAGCGUAUGCAGCUGGAUAUUAUUCUGACUAGUCUUCAAGAUCACACACAUGUGGCCUCCUUGCUAGGAUACAGUGCUCCUUCUGACACUGCAGAAACUUCAACUACAGGUUUGAGCUUUGGAUCCUUUUUGGAUGUGACAUACGGAUUCCAGGGAAGUCCUCCAGAUACUCAUUUGGCUGAGAUUCUGAUGAAGACUUUGUUAAGAAACUUGGGGUUUUAUACGGAUCAAGCAUUUGGAGAGCUGGAAAAGAACAGUGACAAAAUAUUACAGGGGACAUCAUCGGCAGAGAACCGUCAACCUGCUCACCUGCAUGAACUCCUUUGUUCGCUACAGAAACAUCUGUUGGCAUAUUGCCACAUUAGCAGUAUCAGUGAGAAUUCCUGUAGUGUUGCUCUUUUACACAAACACCUCCAGCUGCUGCUUCCUCAUGCGACAGAGAUAUUUUCCCGUUCUGCAGUGUUGUUGAAGGAGAGUUCUUGGAAUGGAACUGUUAAAAAAAAACUUCGAGAUGUUAUCUACAUGUCUGCUGCAGGUAGUAUGCUUUGUCAGAUUAUAAACUCCUUGCUUUUGUUACCUGUCUCUGUGGCCCGUCCAUUGCUGAGUUUCUUAUUGGAUUUACUGCCUCCUUUGGAUCGUCUUAACAGACUCUUGCCAGCUGCUGGUCCUCUGGAAGACCAGGAACUCCAGUGGCCACUUCACGGAAAUCCUGAUAUUACUGAUCCUGCUGGUGUGCCUUUACCUUACCCUGCUCAAUCGUGGGUGUGGCUGGUGGAUUUGGAAAGAACAAUUGCACUAUUGAUUGGCUGCUGUCUUGGUGGCAUGCUUCAGGGAUGUCCAUUGUCACCUGAAGAACAGGACACUGCGUAUUGGUUAAAAACUCCACUUUUCAACAAUGGACUAGAAAUGGCCAUUCCACAGUUAGAAAAAGCUACGAGUUCACUGUUGGAGGCAGCCCUAUCAGAAAAUGAAGAACAGAAACCUUUUGACUAUGUGCUACACCCUGACAUUGCCAUUUUGGUUGAGCUAGCAAUGGGAACCAAGAAGGAACCUGCCAACAAUCUUUGGAUUAACAUGCAAGACUUUGCAUUAAGUAAAGAUUGGGACACCGCGACACUCAGCAGCGAGCCUUUGCUGGAUACUGUGUCCAGGUUUGUUCUUGCAGCUUUGCUGAAACACACAGGUUUGCUCAAUCAAGCUUGUACUGAAAGCAGGUACCAGCCUAGCAAAGCCCUUGCAGAAGUGUAUCGUGGUGUAUAUAAAGUUCGUAAUAGACUCCUGGCUUGUAAGAAUAUGGAACUUAUUCCAUCUCGGUCAUCUUCAAGGGAAGGGCGGAUGUCUGAAAACCUGGAAUCUGGUGAUGUAGAUCCCCAGGAACAUUCAUUUACCCGCACAAUUGAUGAAGAAGCUGAAAUGGAGGAACACUCGGAAAGGGAAAGGGAGGAAGGCCACCAAGAACAAGAUGAGGAUGAAGAGGAAAGGGAACAUGAGGUUAUGACUGCUGGCAAAAUUUUUCAAUGUUUUUUGUCUGCCCGUGAGGUAGCACGUAGUCGAGAACGAGAUAGAAUAAACGGUACAGUCAACAUUAAUAUUGGACAAAGUUCUAUUGAACAUGAGCUUCCUCAGCCUGUGCAAGAACAUCGGAUUAGUAUUGGCCUUCAGGAAGGCCAGGACCUUUAUACAGCAGCAUGCAAUUCUGUCAUCCAUCGAUGCACUCUACUAAUUCUUGGCAUCAGUCCAGUUAUGUCACAUCUUAAUGUGGAAGGCCUUGUACAUCAAACAGCAAGUGACAAUCAGGAAGGAGCAGUGCUAAUGACAAGGAGCGAGAGCCUGUCAACUGAGAACCGAUCUGUCCACACCAUUCCAAGUUGCAGACUUACAAAAUCAAGGAGUGAAUCUGACUUAUCCCAGCCAGAAUCUGAUGAAGAAGGAAGUGUUUUGAGUGCAAGAAGAAAUGUUGAACUGGAAUUGGGACCUACUCGUAAGAAAAAAGGAGCUCUGUCUUGUCAUGUGGAACAUUUUAGUGACUCUUGGGCUCGACUGAAGUGCAGUAGAGAUCGGUUGUACAGUUGCCCAGAAUAUUCCGUGGAUGAGACUGAUUUUAAUUCUAAUAAAUCCAUUGGUAUCCAUAUUCUUAAUGACAAUGUUGUCAGUUACGUGAGCGGUGAUUUAGCUAGCACACCAGGAUUUAAAGAUCCAGAAGAAAACAUGUUAACAAGCCCUCAGGCAAUUAUUAUUGCUUUGGAUCAGCAACAGCAAAGAGCAGAACUUCGUCUGGAGGCCCUUCACCAAAUUCUAGUGCUGCUGUCUGGAAUGGAGGAGAAAAGCAGCCAUUCAGCAGGAGUCUUUCACCAGGGCUCUGCCUUCCAGUCUUCCUCUUUGCUGACGUCAGUUAGACUGCAGUUUCUUGCAGGUUGCUUUGGACUUGGCACAGUUGGAAAUGUAGGAAUUAAGGGCGAGAAUGUCCAGCUUCAUCAUUAUCAGGAUGGUGUUAGAGGAGCCAAAAGAAGUGUUCAAAUGGACAUCCAAGCAGCAGUACAUAAGAUUUACCAACAGCUGUCUUCUACUCUGGAGAGGGCACUUCAGGCUAAUAAGCACCAUGUUGAAGCUCAGCAGCGCCUAUUAUUAGUGACAGUGUUUGCCCUCAGCGUGCGAUAUCAGCCUGUUGAUGUUUCUUUGGCUGUGUCAUCUGGUUUAUUGAAUGUUUUGGCACAACUUUGUGGCACAGAGGCCAUGUUGAGCCAACCAUUACAAUUGCUGCAGAAUCCAGACGUGUCACAACUUAGCACAGCUCUGAAAGUUGCAAGCACAAGACUGCUGCAGAUUUUGUCUAUUACCACUGGGACUUAUGCUGAUAAAUUGAGUCCUAAGGUUGUGCAGUCUUUACUGGAUUUAUUAUGCAGUCAGCUAAAGAAUCUGCUGUCGCAGGCUGGAGUGACAUUGAUGGUUUUUCGAGGAGGCAGUGAAGAGGAUGACACAGAUAAAAAACAGGAAGAAAUUGGAGAUCUUGAGAGGAAAGAUUUACGAGUGGCCCUGCGAAGGCAGCGAAUGGCAGAAUUACAGCUUGGUGAUUUCCUGGUGUUUCUACGCAGGGUUGUUUCAUCAAAAGCCAUUCAGUCUAGAAUGGCAUCUCCUAAAUGGACAGAAGUUUUGCUCAAUAUUGCUGCUCAGAAGUGCUCAGGAGUUCCCUUAGUUGGUAACCUUCGGACCAGGCUUCUUGCUCUCCAUGUCCUCGAAGCAGUGCUACCAGCAUGUGAAACCAGUGUUGAAGAUGACCAGAUGAUACAGGUUGUUGAAAGAUUGUUCACCCUACUCUCUGAUUGUAUGUGGGAGGCACCGAUUGCUCAAGCAAAACGAACAAUCCAGAUGAAAGAGAGAGAACAGCAAAUGAAGACCCAGAAAGCAAAUGAAUCAGAUGAAGAAGAUGAGAAUCUUCCUAUCCAAGAAGUGUCUUUCGACCCAGAAAAAGUUCAGUGCUGUGUGGUGGAAAAUGGCCAGAUCUUAUCACAUGGAAGUGGUGGAAAGGGAUAUGGUUUAGCCUCAACAGGAAUUUCUUCAGGGUGCUACCAGUGGAAGUUCUAUAUUGUAAAGGAAAACAGAGGUAAUGAAGGCACCUGUGUAGGAGUGUCCCGCUGGCCUGUUCAUGACUUUAACCAUCGCACAACAUCUGAUAUGUGGUUGUACAGAGCAUAUAGUGGGAACUUAUAUCAUAAUGGGGAGCAGACACUAACUUUAUCGAGUUUUACUCAAGGAGAUUACAUCACCUGUGUCCUUGAUAUGGAAGCCCGAACUGUUUCGUUUGCUAAAAAUGGAGAGGAACCUAAACUGGCUUUUGAAGAUAUAGAUGCAACGGAGUUGUACCCAUGUGUGAUGUUCUACAGCAGCAACCCUGGAGAAAAGGUGAAAAUUUGUGAUAUGCAGAUGCGUGGCACUCCUAGAGAUUUAUUACCUGGUGAUCCAGUCUGUAGUCCCAUACCAACAGUACUUGCAGAGGCCGCAAUACAGAUUAUUCGUAUCCUUCACCGUACUGACAGAUGGACACACUGUAUUAACAAAAACAUGAUGGAGCGGCUACACAAAGUGAAAACCUGUCUUCGAGAGGGAGGGCAGAAGUUAAAGAAAAGUCGUUCAGUGCAGAGUCGAGAAGAGCAAGAAGUAAAAGAAGAAAACAGAGAGGAAGAAAAAACAAGACAUGGUAAACAUGGGCUUGCUGAGCUUCCUGAUGUCCAUUUGAAAACCCUCUGUGUAGACGUUUGGCCUGUACUAGCAGUAAUUGGGGGAGUUGACAUGGGUCUUCGAGUAGGAGGAAGGUGUGUACACAAGCAGACAGGACGACAUGCCACUUUACUUGGAGUAGUGAAAGAAGGUAGCUCCUCUGCAAAGGUUCAGUGGGAUGAAGCAGAGAUUACUAUCAGCUUCCCAACUUUUUGGUCACCUAGUGAUACACCCUUGUAUAAUCUGGAGCCCUGUGAGCCGUUACUCUUUGAUGUGGCCAGAUUUCGUGGAAUAACAGCAUCCCUCCUGUUGGACCUCACAUACCUUACAGGCAUCCAUGAAGACUUGGGGAAACAAAUUACAAAGAGGCAUGAAAAAAAGCAUAGACUUGAAUCUGAAGAGAAGAGUGACAUUGAGUUAAAAGCUGAAAGUGAAUGCACUAAAGAAGUAACUGAUGUGCGCUUCAUUCAAGGUCCAGAGGAAAUGAAGGGUCAUGGGACCACUAGUUCCAAAUCAGAAAGUGAGAUUGCCUCUUUCUGCCUCGAGUCUGUAACACUGGGUUCAGAAUCUCAACCGUUUCAGACAGAUGGACGAAAAAAAACUCAUGAACAUAGUUUUCGAGGCUGUGAUGUUGUACAGUCAGAAAUCAGAGCAGUCCAACUCUCUUAUCUUUACUUGGGUGCCAUGAAAUCCUUAAGUGUUCUGCUCAGCUGCAGCAAAUAUGCUGAACUGCUUUUGAUCCCAAAAGUGCUAACAGAAAACGGGCAUAAUUCAGACUGUGGUGGUUCUCCAGUAAUUCAGGAAGAUGUGGAAAUGCGAGCUGCUCUUCAGUUCUUGAUGCGACACAUGGUAAAGCGAGCAGUCAUGCGCUCACCCAUCAAGCGUGCCUUGGGACUGGCUGACCUUGAGAGGGCACAAGCCAUGAUCUACAAGCUGGUAGUAAAUGGAUUGCUAGAGGAGCAGCUUGGUGGCAAACUGAAGCCAGCAGAAGCAGAUCAGCAGACCGAAGAAAGUGAUGGCAUCCAGCAGGCACAGACACCAGUGACUACUAGCCCAUCUGCAUCUAGCACCACUUCCUUCAUGAGCAGUUCAUUGGAAGAUACCACUACUGCCACCACACCAGUCACUGAUACAGAAACAAUGCCUGCUUCUGAAUCACCAGGUGUAAUGCCUCUUAGCCUUCUCAGACAGAUGUUUUCAAGUUAUCCAACCACAACCGUGCUUCCAACCCGUCGUGCCCAGACUCCACCUGUGUCUUCUCUGCCCACAUCUCCUUCAGAUGAAGUUGGACGGAGGCAAAGUUUGACAUCUCCUGACUCUCAGCCGACACGACCAUCAAACCGUACAGCAUUGUCUGACCCUAGCAGUCGGUUAUCAACUUCCCCACCACCUCCUGCCAUUGCUGUCCCACUGCUUGAAAUGGGAUUUUCUCUCAGGCAGAUCUCAAAAGCUAUGGAAGCUACAGGUACAAGAGGAGAAGCUGAUGCUCAGAAUAUCACUGUUCUAGCUAUGUGGAUGAUAGAACAUCCUGGCACUGAAGAUGAUGAAGAACCCCAGCAGCGUGGAACUGCAGAUUCUAGUCCAGGGGCAGGAGCAUCAGGAAGUAGUGUGAAAUCUAGAGAAGGUGCUUACCUGCAGUCUACAGCUGACCUUCCAGCAGUUGAUGCAUCAGAACUGGAGGAAGGCUUUAGUGAGAGCCCAGAGGGUGUGGAACAUGCCGACAAUGUACCAGCUAAUAGUGGGUCCAGUGUAAGAGGACGGUCAGCAGUUACCAGAAGGCAAAAAUUUGAUUUGGCAGCUCGAACAUUGCUAGCGCGAGCAGCUGGGAUUUACCGAUCAGUGCAGGCACACCGAAACCAGAGUCGAAGAGAAGGAAUUGCUCUUCAUCAAGACCCUGGUGUUCUUUAUGAUUUUAAUCUGGAUGAAGAACUAGAAAUUGACCUGGAUGAUGAAGCUAUGGAAGCAAUGUUUGGUCAGGACCUAUCUAGUGAAAGUGAUAUUUUGGGACUGUGGACACCGGAGGUAUUGGACUGGCCAACAUGGCAUGUUUGUGAAGUAGAGGACAGAGAUGAAGUAGUGGUCUGUGAACUGUGUGAUUCUAGUGUGGCUAAUUUCAAUCAGCACAUGAAAAGAAAUCACCCUGGCUGUGGGCGAAGCGCUAACCGUCAAGGUUACCGUAGCAAUGGCUCCUAUGUAGAUGGAUGGUUUGGAGGUGAAUGUGGCAGUGGGAAUCCCUACUACUUGCUAUGUGGCACCUGCAGAGAUCGUUAUUUGGCUGUGAAAAGCAAAGUAAAGACAUCGUCUUCGGAAAGGUAUAAAGGCCAGGCUCCAGAUCUCAUUGGUAAACAAGAUAGUGUAUAUGAAGAGGACUGGGACAUGCUGGAUGUUGAGGAAGAAGAGAAAUUAACUGGUGAAGAGGAGUUUGAGAUGCUGGCUGGACCACUGGGUUUAAGCGAACGUAGAGCCAUUCCAGAACCAGUUCAGUUCCCUGACACUGAUCCUUUGGGAGCCUCUGUUGCCAUGGUUACUGCCUCAAAUAGCAAGGAGGAAACACUCAUGCAGAUAGGUUACCUUGGCUCUGUAGAGAAAAGCUCAUCUGGGAGGAUAACGCUAGGUGAACAGGCUGCUGCACUAACGAAUCCACAUGAUCGUGUUAUGGCACUGAGAAGAGUGACUGCUGCAGCACAAGUCCUCUUGGCACGAACAAUGGUCAUGCGUGCAUUAUCUCUGCUUUCUGUUAGUGGUUCUAGCUGCAGCCUCGCAGCUGGUCUGGAGUCCCUGGGCUUAACGGAUAUUAGAACACUGGUUCGGCUUAUGUGUCUGGCAGCUGCAGGCAGAGCAGGCCUUUCUACUAGUCCAGCUGCUGCCCUGAGUUCUGCAACACGUUCACGUGUUCACAGCAAGACAAGCAAACCAAUUUCAUGCCUGGCAUACCUAAGUACAGCAGUCGGUUGCUUAGCUUCCAACAGUUCAAGUGCUGCAAAACUUCUUGUUCAGUUGUGCACGCAGAAUUUAAUCUCAGCCGCCACUGGAAUGAAUUUGACAACAGUAGAUGAUCCCAUGCAGAGAAAAUUUCUUCCUAGUUUCCUGAGGGGCAUUGCUGAAGAAAAUAAACUUGUGACAUCUCCUAAUUUUGUGGUAACACAGGCACUUGUUGCACUGUUAGCUGAUAAAGGAGCUAAAUUAAGACCAAGUUGUGAGAAGGCAGAAGCAGAAAGGAGAGGCCCUCUGGAGCUCGCAAAUGCCUUGGCAGCUUGUUGCCUCUCCUCAAGGCUGUCCUCUCAGCACCGGCAGUGGGCAGCCCAACAGCUGGUGAGAACUCUGGCAGCACAUGAUCGGGACAAUCAGAGCAGACCUCAAACCUUUGCAGAUAUGAGUGGAGAUCUUCGAAAAUGUUCUUCCAUCAAGCUGGAAGCUCAUCAAAACCGGGUUACCAACUGUGGAUGGUGCAACAAAAAAGGGCUUUUGGCAACUAUUGGGAAUGAUGGUACUGUUCGAGUGUGGAAUGUUACCAAAAAUCAGUAUACCUUACAACAAACAUGCGUUUUUAGUAAAGUAGAAGAAACAGCUGAUGAGAACUUGAGUACCCUGGGUUCCCCAAGUGAUCCUAGCUUAUUCCCUAUCUGCUGGAGUGUUAGUGGCAAGUAUCUUGCAGCAGCUUUGGAGAAGAGGGUGAACAUCUGGCUAGUAAAUGGUGGCAAAGGUCUUUUGGAUGUCCAACCCCAUUGGGUAUCGGCCCUGGCAUGGCCAGAAGAAGGUCCAGUAGCUAGCUGGGCAGGAGACACAUUGGAGGUUUUGUUGAUUGGCCGGAUUGAUGGAUCUCUGGGUCUAAUAGAAGUGGUUGAUGCCUCCACCAUGCACCGAUUGGAAUUGGAACAUUGCUAUCGUAAGGAUGUGGCUGUUACAUGCAUUGCCUGGUUCAGUGAAGACAGACCUUUUGCUGUUGGAUAUUCUGAUGGUAAACUCCUAGUUGGUAUGAAGGAGCCGACAGAAACUGGAACUGUUAUUCUGAUUGAUGCUCAUAGGGAAAGCAUCACAAGUAUGAAGUGGGAACCUGCAGGACAAAUCUUGCUGACAUGUGCUAAAGAAGAAGCUGUGAAAUUGUGGGUGAAUGGUUCUGGGAAUUGGCGUUGUACAUAUUCACUCUCUCACUCAUCCAUAGUGAAUUGCAUUUCCUGGUUUGAUCUCUCAGGGAAAGGAGAAAAUACAGACUUGAUGCUAGCCACUGGAUGCCAGAAUGGUUUGGUUUGCGUCUGGCUUGUUCCACAGAAAUUACCCAGCAUUUCCCAGUCAAGCUCUGUCAGCUCAGAUGGUUGGUGGGAUCGUGACUGCAGAAGUUGGAACAAGGAAGGAUACCACAGAACCAGAGAAGCCUGCUGUGUUUACCAACUGAAGGGACAUAUCACACCAGUGCGAACUGUAACUUUCAGCUCUGAUGGAUUAGCCGUAGUAUCAGGGGGUGUCGGGGGACUGAUGAACAUCUGGAGUAUGCGGGAUGGUUCAGUGCUGCAGACUGUCGUAACAGGGUUUGGUGCUAUACAGAACACCAUCUGGAUUCCAGAAGUUGGAGUGGCUGUCUGUUCAAACAGAUCUAAGGAUGUCUUAGUGGUGAACUGCACUUCUGAAUGGAUCAUCUCCAAUCAUGUCCUUGCAACUUGUAGGACUGCACUGAAAAAACAAGGAAUAGUGGGGUUAAACGUGGCUCCAUGUAUGAGAGCUUUCUUGGAAAGGCUUCCAUCAAUGUUACAGGAACAGUAUGCAUAUGAAAAGCCUCAUGUAGUUUGUGGGGACCAGCUUGUCCACAGCCCUUACAUGCAGUGCCUGGCAUCACUGGCAGUAGGCUUGAACCUAGAUCAGUUGCUUUGCAAUCCUCCAGUUCCGCCAUACCAGUGGGGUAGUCCUCCAGACCUUACAAUGUGGAAUCCUAAUGAGUGGGCCUGGUUAGAAUGUUUCUCUGCUACAGUUAAAGCUGCUGAAGCACUUGCUAAGGGUGAACCUUUUCCAGACUCCUUUUCAGUCCCUGAUUUGGAGCCAGUGCCAGAAGGUGAACUUGCACAUGUUAUGGAUAACAGUAAAUGGAUCCAUGGACUGGAUGAACAGAUUAUGUCAUGGGCCACAUCUAGACCAGAGGACUGGCAUCUUGGUGGUAAAUGUGAUGUAUUCCUCUGGGGAGCUGGUAGGCAUGGACAGCUAGCAGAAGCUGGUAGGAAUGUACUGGUUCCAGUGACUGCACCUUCAUUUUCCCAAGCUCAGCAGGUAAUUUGUGGUCAAAACUGCACCUUCGUCAUUCAGGCUAAUGGGACAGUGAUGGCUUGUGGAGAAGGCAGCUAUGGAAGGCUAGGACAAGGAAAUUCUGAUGACCUCCAUGUAUUAACAGUCAUUUCAGCCCUGCAAGGUUUUGUGGUCACCCAGCUGGUUACAUCCUGUGGAUCUGAUGGUCAUUCCAUGGCUUUGACAGAAAGUGGAGAAGUGUUUAGUUGGGGAGAUGGUGAUUAUGGCAAGCUGGGACAUGGAAACAGUGACAGACAGCGCAGACCAAGACAGAUUGAGGCACUUCAAGGCGAGGAAAUUGUGCAGAUGUCUUGUGGAUUUAAACACUCUGCAGUUGUGACAGCAGAUGGCAAGCUAUUCACCUUUGGCAAUGGGGACUAUGGUAGAUUAGGCCUAGGCAACACUUCAAAUAAGAAACUUCCAGAAAGAGUGAUGGCAUUGGAGGGUUACCAGAUUGGACAGGUUGCCUGUGGCUUAAAUCACACUCUGGCUGUGUCAGCUGAUGGACUGAUGGUCUGGGCCUUUGGUGAUGGAGACUAUGGGAAACUCGGUCUGGGAAAUUCCACAGCUAAGUCAUCUCCACAGAAAGUCGACAUUCUGUGCGGUAUUGGAAUAAAAAAGGUUGCUUGUGGCACUCAGUUUUCAGUUGCUCUGACAAAAGAUGGCCAUGUUUAUACCUUUGGGCAAGAUCGUUUAAUUGGUUUGCCUGAGGGACGAGCAAGAAACCAUAACCGACCACAACAAGUCCCUGUUCUUGCUGGCAUCUUCAUUGAAGACAUAGCUGUUGGAGCUGAACAUACAGUGGCUUUGUCAUCUACUGGUGAUGUUUAUGCAUGGGGCAGUAAUUCUGAAGGACAGCUUGGACUGGGUCACACCAACCAUGUCAGAGAACCUACGCUGGUUACUACACUUCAAGGAAAGACAGUUCGACAGAUUUCAGCUGGUCGAUGCCAUAGUGCUGCAUGGACAGCACCUCCUGUUCCUCCAAGAGCACCAGGUGUGUCUGUGCCUCUGCAGCUGGGCCUUCCUGAUUCUGUCCCACCUCAGUACAGCAGUCUGAAAGAGGAAAUUAUGGAAACUAUACGAGCUAGACUUCGGCUUUUGUACCACUUUUCAGAUCUGAUGUAUUCCUCCUGGAGAUUACUCAAUCUUAGCCCCAAUAAUCAGAGUGGUGUGUCUGUCUAUAAUGCUGGAACAUGGGGAAUUGUGCAAGGACAGCUCAGACCUCUGCUUGCUCCAAGGGUCUACACACUGCCAAUGGUCCGCUCCAUAGGCAAGACAAUGGUUCAAGGCAAGAAUUAUGGUCCUCAGAUCACAGUAAAGAGAAUAUCCACCAGAGGCAGGAAAUGCAAGCCCAUCUUUGUGCAGAUAGCAAGGCAAGUUGUGAAAUUAAAUGCCUCCGAUCUACGUUUGCCAUCCCGUGCUUGGAAGGUGAAGUUAGUAGGAGAAGGAGCAGAUGAUGCCGGUGGAGUCUUUGAUGACACAAUUACAGAGAUGUGCCAGGAACUGGAAAGCAGUAUAGUAGACUUGCUUAUUCCUUCUCCAAAUGCGUCUGCUGAAGUAGGAUACAACAGAGACAGGUUCCUCUUUAACCCUUCAGCCUCUUCAGAUGAACACCUCAUGCAGUUCCGGUUCCUUGGAAUACUAAUGGGCGUUGCAAUUAGGACCAAAAAACCUCUGGAUCUUCACUUGGCACCAGUCAUCUGGAAGCAGUUGUGUUGUAUACCAUUAACUGUGGAAGACUUGGAGGAAGUGGACCUUCUUUAUGUGCAAACUCUUAAUAGCAUUCUUCAUGCAGAAGAUGGUGGAAUAACUGAGGACAACUUUCAUGAGAUGAUCCCUCUCGAUUCAUUUGUUGGUCAAAGUGCUGAUGGAAAAAUGGUUCCCAUAAUUCCAGGAGGAAGUAGCAUUCCACUGACUUUCUCAAAUCGGAAAGAGUAUGUGGAGAGAGCAGUAGACUACCGGCUUCAUGAAAUGGAUAGACAGGUGGCAGCAGUACGAGAGGGCAUGUCUUGGAUUAUCCCUGUGCCUCUUCUGUCUCUCCUUACUGCCAAACAUCUAGAACAAAUGGUGUGUGGGAUGCCAGAAAUCUCUGUAGAUGUUUUGAAGAAGGUAGUACGCUAUCGAGAAGUGGAUGAACAGCACCAGUUGGUACAAUGGUUUUGGCAAACAUUAGAAGAAUUUUCCAAUGAGGAGAGAGUCUUGUUUAUGAGAUUUGUUUCUGGACGCUCCCGCCUGCCCGCUAACCCAGCAGACAUUUCUCAAAGGUUCCAAAUCAUGAAAGUUGAUCGGCCUUUUGACAGCUUGCCUACCUCACAGACCUGUUUCUUCCAGCUGAGACUCCCACCUUACUCCAGUCAGCCAGUAAUGGCAGAGAGGCUACGUUAUGCCAUCAAUAACUGCCGCUCAAUUGACAUGGACAAUUACAUGCUCUCACGCAAUGUUGAUAAUGCAGAGGGUUCUGACACAGACUACUGAAUGAACAAAGUCAAAUUGUUUCUGCAGCAAAAAAAAAAAAAAAAGCCUGGUGCCGAAUGGAAUGUUGUUACAGACAACUCUUUUAUAGUUACAUUAGAUGUUUUAAUGACAUACUCAAACAUGCAGAGGGUUCCCCACAGUUUUAAUUAUUUUAAAUAUAUCUAAAAACAAAACAGAAAAUGGUUCCCAUAAAUAGUUGUUUUUAUUUUACAUAUUAACUUGGACUUUUUGAGCAGGCAACAAAUUGUUUUCAGAGUAAUUUUCCUCCAUCUUUGGUCAUGUUUUCACGUUUGCAUGAAAGACAUUGGUGCAUUAUUCUUAGUAAUGGUCUUUUGUUUAAACUUCCCUGUGGGGAAGAAAGAUAGUUGUAUAUUGUGUAUAAUUGUUCAUCAAAGAGGGCAGUUUUACAUGAAAUAUUCAUAUAUUUAUUUUUGUGUUAAUUUGACCUGCCUGUGCUGAGUACCUGAUGCAAAAGCAAAGAAAAAAAAAUAAAAUGCUGGUAAAAAAAUAA